CCAAUUUUGUAUUCCAAAUUGUGUACUAUGUAAGUCUAGAGACAGCUCCCAAAAAAUCCCCAGUCACUAUGAACUGCAAACUACGUCGUCUGGAUCUGCUACGCAAUGGCCAAAAGUCUGACUGUGAGCUGCAUGUCUGGUAUCCGGAUAAGGCGGGUAAGGGCAAGCGCUGCCAGCGGAUCUUCAAGUGCCACCAGGUGAUGCUGGUCUCCGCCUCCGAGGAAUUCGAGCGACUGAUCAGGGAUCCCGAGUUUCAGAAGAACAAGGCAGUGAUCAGCGUGGAGGACGCCUCACCUACCGCCUACGAAGCCCUGCUCCUCUAUAUCUACACGUAUGAGGUCUGCAACGCCGUCACCAUCGAUAUGUGUGGUGACCUCAUGUUUCUGGCCGAGAAAUACAAGAUGCUGGACUUUAUAGAAUGCUACAUCGAUAAAUUGGCUCACCAGGAAUGGCCCAUGGAGGUGGUUUUACAGGUCUUCCAUCUGGCCAGUGAGCACAACCACCCGGACUUGAUGGAUCUGGUGGCGAAGAAAAUUCUACCCAUAGCCACUCAAGUCACCAAGGACAAGUCGUUCCUCAAGUUAAAUGUCAAAGAACUCAAGGCUCUAAUGAUAAUCCUUAAAAAAGAAGGAGUCCUUUCGGAUCACGAACUAUUAGAGUCGCUGAAGAAUUACCAGGAGGUGAACAACCUGCGCUACGACAACAUGGAGCAGUUCCAGAUUUUCGUGGAGGUGACCCAAAUGUUCGAGAAUGUUCUCUUCGAGAUAGAUGGCUCCAUAGUCGUGCCCGAGGAGGAGGAAUAUGUAACUCGGGAAACAGGCUCCGUAACAUCGGUUUACGAUAAGUAAGCUUCAAUGAGAGUAUUACAUGUCUAGAGGGAUCAUUUAUUGAAUGAUAAGGGGAAAACAAACAUAAUCGAAAUCGGAUCGGCUUAUUGAAUAAAUACUAUAGAUAAUAUUAA
Messenger RNA from Drosophila subpulchrella, 961 nucleotides. RefSeq lists its product as uncharacterized. NCBI's taxonomy places the organism in Eukaryota, Metazoa, Arthropoda, Insecta, Diptera, Drosophilidae. Gene Ontology annotation, biological process: regulation of proteolysis; proteasome-mediated ubiquitin-dependent protein catabolic process. The coding region runs from base 69 to 848 and encodes 259 amino acids. Gene Ontology annotation, cellular component: cytoplasm. Gene Ontology annotation, molecular function: ubiquitin protein ligase binding. The record is from RefSeq and is a predicted model, not a curated record. The transcript has 2 exons.